GCUGACACGGGAACCACUACAUUGUAACGUAAAUAAAUGCCAUUCCUGCAGAGGAAGUGCAACAGCAUGAAAACUUUUAGGAAUUCUGUCCCUCCCAGGUCGGAGCCCAUUGGUUCAGCCUGUGAGUAACGCGAGCCCUGCUCUCCCCAUCUAUACAUCAUGUGAUUUCUAUGAUUCCUCUAAACUUCCAUGGAAACUUUUCCCUAAUAUUAAAAACAGAGAAAUAUGUCGAUUUGUUUUCCUUUUAUUGGGGAACUUUUUUGUUGUUGGUGAAAAACUAACGUGCACUUAUUCAGGCGUUGAGCAUGUGGUCUGUGCGCUGAGUACAUUGUCAGGCAUCACUGCUUGUCACACAGAGUUCGGUAACACAUAAGAAGCAUGGCCACUACUAUCUCCCCAGAUGUCUGUCUGAGUGAUAUUGUGCUGCAGUAUCCCGCGGAAUCCCUUCAGGUGGUGCCAGGACUUCUAGCCACGGCGGUGGUGCUGGGGUUGGUGCUCGGUACAACGGCAGCAGUGCUCAUUUGCCUCUAUGUACUGCUACCUCUGCUUUCAAAGAAGGUCAGUAGAUUAGAAAUAAAGAUCAAAAUAGAAUUGGACGCCAUCAAACUGCAGAGCUUCCACGUCUUGGAAAAUGACACCAGUCAGGAGUGGGUGGGUAAAUUGGAUGGCAUGGUGAGCAAAUACCGCAGUGAUUUGAUAGCCUUCAAAAAUAAAAAAUUGAACAAUGUGGAGAGUGAUUACAGGGAACGGCGGGUAUACAAAUGGCUGUAUGGUAAAGAUGAGUUGCCAUACAGGCGACGUAGAAAUCUUAGAUCUAAGAACACCCUUAGCAUUGUUGACAGCAGUGGAGGUGAUUCCUCUGGUACUGAGACCACUUCUGAGGUCCCGGCACUAAGGGAGAACACACAACAGAUACAAUCUUCUUCCUCUUUUUUAGGGGUCAGCACGAGGUCCAAUAUGAAACCACCAAUACACAGUACUACCAAAAGAAAUCAAAAAGAGGGAGGACACGGAGGGGGGGGCCACAAAUCAAAAUCAGAAACAAACAAAGAAGAAACAAAUAUAGUGUUUAAUCUUAGCAGCAGACCAUUAAGUGAGGCUGAAAUAAAUUUGCUUAAUCGAGGUCUAUCCUUUGUGCCAACUCCACAUGUAGACACUUUUGAGAGGAUGGUCGAUGUACACAGGUUUCAGCGCCAAUUAAAAUUGAGAGACCAUUUUAGAGAACAAGAAUAUUCUCCUGAACCAUUCAAAAAGAAAUCUACAUACGAACCACCCCACACUCAUGCUUCCAUCAGGAAUUACACUAGAAUACUCACACAAAGUGUUAAUGAAGCUUCAAAUGUAGCCCCCUACCCUAAUUUGACCAAGGGUGAAAGAGAUGCUCUUAUUGGGUUAAGUAAUGAUAGAUCAGUCAUAGUCCGCCCUGCGGACAAGGGUGGUUCUAUCGUGGUGCUUGACUAUACAGAUUAUAGACAAGAAGACCUUAGACAGCUGUCUGACACAACUACAUACGUAAAACUUAAAGGGAAUCCUACACAGCCUCUUGCAGAUGGAGCAUCAAACCCUUCAUUACAUGAGAACUAUAAGCAGGCUUGCUUGCCAAAUCAACUGUUUGAGGACUCCGCUUGUAGCAGCAUAGAAUCUCUAAGCCAUGGCGAGAAGGAUGAUUGUAGUUCUACAACAACACAGUCUACAACAAGCGAAGAUCGUUUCUAUGGAAGGACCAUUCCUAGAGUUAAACAUUUUCCAGGGGUCCUAACCUGUAAUAGUUCUGAUGUUAAACUGUGCCUAUACAGUCUGUGUUUGCAAAGUUUGCCGCUUCUUGAUACAGAACUAAGACAAGAGCAACAUAAGAUGUUUCUUCAGAUUCUACGAAUAAACCUAACCAACCUCUUGCUGGGAAAAAAAAUAGAUGGCGAAACGUACCGCAAAAUACUUUCAACACAGGAAGCUGAACUGGAGCAGCUGGAAGCUCAGUAUCAGUCGAGAAUAAAUUCCACCAAACUGGCGCAGAAUCAAAGUUCUGAGUUCCAAACCAUGGAGGACAUUGAGAGAAGAGAGAGAGAGUAUUCAGAGCAUCUCUUACAGAAUAUAGAAGGGUUCUGGAAACAAACAGAGAAGGUGCAUCAGUUUCUUAUGGACCAAGCUAAGUGCACAUAUGAUGAUGCUAUGAAACUGAUGAUGAAUCUCACAUCCAAAAUGAUAAUGGUUGAAGACAUCCUGUAUGAUUCACAGGAGCUACAGAUAAUGGAAAUUCAAGAAAAGAUGAUCCGCUGGGAACAUAUGGCGAAGGUAGUGGAUUCUUUGAAGUACCAGAUACAGGAAGAGAGUGAAUGCCGACUGAACGCUGUUUCCAAAACUCUUCAAAAAUUAAACAAUAACCAGAAAAUUACAGUAAGACAGAAAGAACGGCAUCUCACUGAGUUAUUCAAAGCAUUUUGGGAGGAAGUGGCCCAGUAUAACAGUGACUGUCUACGGCAGACAAAAUUGUUGGUAUCCAAACAUUUGGAAAAUCGCGUUAAACUUGUAGAGAGCCUCAGGAAUAUGCAGAAAGAAGAGGAACUGACUUUCCUACAGAAGGCUCAAGGCACUUCAGAUGCUAAUAGUUUUAUAAAGGAGUACCACAAACUGCUAGAAAAGCAAAAGGAAUUUAGCUGUGACUUAGAAGAUGAAGAAGAUUGCAAAGUCAUUGACGAUGUUGCUGAUCUCUCUAAGGAUUUAUAUACCGGUGCCUCUCAAAGAUUUGAACAUCUUGUAAAAACACUAUUCCUUCAGACUCUUCCUGGAAUUACUAACUUGAGUUUAGAAGAAUGUGAGAAUCUGAAACAGGAGUUGAGACAUAAUUUGUCUGUUGAGCUGGAGAAAGCUGAAAAUGAAAGGAAAGCCAGGAUAAAAAUAUUCCAGGAAUCACUUCUUGAAGAGAAACAACUAUGGGCUAAGGAGCAUGCUCUGUCAUCAACACUUCAUAACUAUGCAUCAGAGAAGCAACAGCAAAUUAUCCAAGAAGUCUUAAUGCGAUUGGGUGGCCUAAAUGAAGAGUCCAACAAAAUGAUAUGUCAAAGACACAAGUUUUUUCUCCAAUCUGUUCUCCGCUCAUUAGCACUACGAAACAUUGCCGUGGCUACUUUGACACGUAUGAGGAUAUCAAGAAAAAAAAUACAUCUUCAGGAACUAAAAGAGCAACACACUUUAGAAAAGUCUAAAUGGCCUUGUCAGGAUGAAGGACAGUGGCAAAUUCAAAAUGACAUGGAAACACACAUAUUAGAAGAGGAAAGAAAGCUGGAGUCCGAUACCCAUCAUGCUCGCACUGAUUUUCAGCAGCAGCUGCUUGCAGACCUUAUAGAGGCAACCAACGCCAUCAGACAACACAUGGAGCAACUUACAGGACAAGCACUGAUACAGCACGCACAGCAAGAGGCAGCAAAAGGCAUGGCAGAGGGCCCCCCUGAGUUUAAGGAACGAUUGCUGGAAGCAGCUGUGGAAAGCGUGUAUGUAACAGGCAAUGGCGUUAACCAACUAGUACAAAACUACAAUCAAAAUAUAAAAAACACCUUAAAGCAUUUUGAAGCGGAAAAAUGUAGACAAUUACAGGAAAUAACAGAUAACACAAAAAUAUUUAAACAAAGGAAAAAGCAAGAACUACAGACUGCACCUGCAAAACAAAAACUUACCAAACAACCAUCAAGGUCUGAUCUUCAUAAAAGGCUGUUUUUGCACCAACAACAAUUGCAGAAGAAGUUUAUGGUAUAUGAACAGAUUCGCUUGGAAUCUCUAAAACAGAAAAAGUCUGUGUUGCAUCAAAUGAAAGCUCAGCUUGAGGACAGACUAAAGGAUGCAGAGCAAGAUUUCAUUGCUGAGCUGGCGGCGAUGGCUAGAAUUCGUAUCACUGACGGCACUAAUGCUGCAAACACACAAUCAGAACCAAUCACUAAAAAACAUCCGCAAAGAAAUUAAAGUAAGAAUGGAAAGAAAGAAGUUUAAAUUGCACCUUUCCCGGAGCAGCAAAUUUAAAGAAAACGAAGUUUGAAUAAAUUCCUUUUCCACUAGAGUUUGUAGAGUGUAAUCACACUGUCAUCAUGUUACUCUCCAUCUGGAACAAACUAGCUGGUGAUCAAGCUAGGCAACUAUCCAUUCUGGCAAAUGCGCUGACAUGUUUCUAAUGGAUUUACUUAAUAUAAUUUAUAUAAUAAUCUAUCAUCAUGAUAACUGGAUUGAUAAAGUACUCCAUGACAUUGUUUAGCAUCUCUAUCAACCACUUCAAUAUACAGUUGAAUUAUCAGACACUAGUGCAGUUAAAUAUUUUUUAGAAGAAAAAUGUUAAAGGCACACUGUAGUUACAAUGUUCUGUCAUCUAUAUGAAAAAGCGGUGUUUAAACGUGUAGGCAUUUUCUGUCUGAUAAAAUUAUGAGGUAAUAACUGUUUUAAUAAAUAUAACAGCACCGGUUUUUCACCCCCUACUAAUGAUUACUAGCUAGAUACAUCCUAGUAAUGACCAAUGAGCUUUAGCCAAAAGGUUAUUUUAAGCAAUGUGCAUUAGCAGGAAGUACCUCUCAGCCAAUGGGCAUUAGAUGGAAGUGCCUGUAAGCCAAUGAGCAUUAGAUGGAAGUGCCUGUAAGCCAAUGAGCAUUAGAUUGAAGUGCCUGUAAGCAAUGAGCAUUAGCAGAAAGUACCUCUCAGCCAAUGAGCAUUAUAUGGAAGUGCCUGUACGCCAAUGAGCAUUAGCAGAAAGUACCUCUCAGCCAAUGAGCAUUAGAUGGAAGUGCCUGUACGCCAAUGAGCAAUUAGCAGGAAGUACCUCUCAGCCAAUGAGCAUUAGAUUGAAGUAACUGUGAGCCAAUGAACAUAGGCAGGAAGUACCUCUCAGCCAAUGAGCAUUAGAUUGAAGUAACUGUAAGCCAAUGAGCAUUGGCAGGAAGUACCUCUCAGCCAAUGAGCAUUAGAUGGAAGUGCCUGUGAGCCAAUUAGCAUUAGUUGGAUAUACAUAACUGAUUAUGUAUUGGUAUCAGUCAAAAUUUCAAAAGCUUUUUUAUUAUUUUAAGUUUAAAGAUACAUGAUACUCCAUUUAUUUAUUUCAUGAUUCAGAGGAUACAGUUGUAAACAACUUUCCAAUUUACUUCUAAUAUGAAUUUUGCUUCAUUUUAUUUGUAUCCUUUAUUAAAGGAGCAGUAAUGCACUACUGGGAGCUAGCUGGACACAUUGGUAGGCCAAUGACAAGAGGCAUAUAUGUGCACCCACCAAUCAGCAACCUGAGCCUACCUAGGUAUGCCUUUUAACAAAAGAUACCAAGAGAACAAAGCAGAUUAGAUCAAAUAAAUUGUAUGUAUAUUUUUAGGAAAAACAGUGUACCUUUAAGCCUACCCCCUAAAAUGGAGGAAUAUCAGUAAAAUAAAAGCAUUAUCUCUUUUUAGGAUAAAAAUAUGGCUUUAUUACCUACGUGUGAUUAAAUUAUAGUUUCUGAGAACGUAAUACCUUAUAUUCUAGUGUGGCACAGUGCAGGUUAGGAGAAUUCACAACUGAUACACUGCACUUUGGUGGAACUCAUUUAGUCAUCAAGAGAUCUUUAAGUAGAUUAUCAGAAAAUGUAAAAGUUUGCUGUUCUAAUUCAUCUGCUCUUAUCCCUUUCAUUUACACAUUGGAGUAAGGAUAACAAAUUGAGGCCCAGAUUACAAGUGGAGCGCCCAAUAUUGCACUUACGCAAUCGCAAUAUUGCCACUCCAAUACCAGCCCACGUAAAUGAGAGCGCGCUUCCAUAGGCUCCAAUGGGAGCCUCUUUCUCAUGCUGUCAGACACGGCAAACUCCCUUGGGCAGCAAAAUAAAAAUGUGUAUGGAUAUAAACAUAUAUAUCUUUGUGUUUAUAUAUGUAUAUACAUAUACUGUAUAUUUAAAGUAAAAACACCAUCGAAGUCAAUGUAAAGGCACUUUCAGUUCUUUUUUUUUCUAACACCCCACAUCCACUCACUUUAACCUCUUAUUAUUGCUUUGUGCAGUUUAAAAAAAAAAUGCAAUUUUUUUUUAA
Molecule: messenger RNA, 6017 nt
Organism: Bombina bombina (fire-bellied toad)
Lineage: Eukaryota; Metazoa; Chordata; Amphibia; Anura; Bombinatoridae
Gene: EVC
Product: EvC ciliary complex subunit 1
Exons: 19
Coding region: 379-3954 (1191 amino acids)
Biological process (GO): smoothened signaling pathway
Source: RefSeq, a predicted model, not a curated record